Pundamilia nyererei is the source of this 642-nucleotide messenger RNA. RefSeq names its product trans-1,2-dihydrobenzene-1,2-diol dehydrogenase-like. Gene Ontology annotation, molecular function: nucleotide binding. The coding region runs from base 1 to 642 and encodes 213 amino acids. Lineage: Eukaryota; Metazoa; Chordata; Actinopteri; Cichliformes; Cichlidae. The record is from RefSeq and is a predicted model, not a curated record. The transcript is spliced from 6 exons.
AUGGCAACUCGAUGGGGACUCUGUGGAGCAGGAAAGAUCAGCCAUGAUUUUAGUGUGGCCAUUAAGACUCUGCCUCCGGGAGAUCAUCGGAUUGCAGUCAUUGCAUCGAGGAGUAUUGACCGUGCCAAAGAUUUUGCCCAGAAACAUUGUAUUCCUAAGGCCUAUGGCAGCUAUGAGGAGCUGGCCAAUAACCCAAAAAUUGACAUUGUAUAUCUGGGAAUGCUGCAUACAGAACAGUGGAGAGUUGGCAUGCUGUUCCUCAAGGCUGGGAAAAAUGUGCUGUGUGAAAAACCCUUUGCUAUGAACUCCAGAAAGGUUAAAGACCUCGUUGCCACAGCUAAGAAAAACCAUGUCUUCCUGAUGGAGGCCAUCUGGUCCCGCUGUUUCCAUGUGUAUGCUGAGGUGCGCAGGCUGCUGGCAGAGGAGGUGGUUGGGGAUGUGAAGCUGGUAAAAGCCUACUUUGGCUCCCCUCAGCUCGACAUUCCCCGAUCAGUGCAGAAGGAGCUGGGUGGAGGACUCACAGAAUAUUACAGACUUAAGGAGAGUAAACGGAUGCCUCUGGCAGAUUCUGUCUUGCUGUCAGAGAUCAUGGCUGAAAUCAGGAAACAAGUGGGAGUUGUCUUUAACCAAGACAGCCAGUGA